UCUUCCUAUUACACUGAGGGCUCUUUCGAGCACGGUCUUGCUUCGAUCCAACUUCUAGCUAGCCCAACUCCCAAGAGGCCUAACUUAACAUUGUCACCCUUUCCUUAAAGAACCUUUACCCUACGGGUCCCCAUCAGGGUCAAUUAACACUCUCCGUGGGGCAAAAGCUCGUGGGGCCGGCGCUCCAGAAUCCCAGCGUCGCCAAGCCGGCGCCUGCGCAGGGCAGCACCAUAGAGAGGCAGCCACCUCUCUGGUCUCGGUUUACACUCUCUAUGGUCUAGCCCGGUCGGUGGCGGUAAGGGGAGAAAGGGAGACUGCACUGCGCAGGCGCGGUCGGCUUUUCUCGCUCUUUUUUUAAUCCCCGCACCAAGCGCUCAACCUCAUUGGGGUGGAGGAGAAGGCGGCGGCUGCCCGGUCCGCAGCGAUAACAGCAGCGAAUAAUAGGCUAAUGGACUGCUGAAUUAUGAAGCAUUUCAGACCCAGUAGUAGAACAUCACUCUGCCAUUCACUCCUUUAUCUCCUACUAGUUAUUUAAAUUGGACUUUUAAUAUCCUACCAGCUGCUCUUCAGACACACAUGGUGCAUUGUUACCAUUCCCCGGAUUACAUCUUUGAAACACAGGCUCUUAGUAACCUUCAGCAAACAAAGAGGCGGUCUCCUUGGAACGGCUACCAGGAGGGAGUCAUCCUGACUGCCCUCUAGCUUUUGCUGGAUCUGGAUUUGAAUUCUACCAUGGAGCCUCGCAUGGAGUCUUGCCUGGCUCAGGUGUUGCAAAAGGAUGUGGGGAAACGACUGCAGGUUGGCCAAGAACUUAUAGACUAUUUCUCAGAUAAACAGAAGUCUGCUGACCUUGAGCAUGAUCAGACCAUGUUAGAUAAGCUUGUGGAUGGACUCGCUACCUCUUGGGUGAACUCUAGCAAUUAUAAGGUAGUUCUUCUGGGCAUGGACAUCCUGUCGGCCCUGGUGACCCGGCUACAGGAUCGGUUCAAGGCGCAGAUCGGCACAGUGCUGCCGAGCCUCAUAGACAGACUGGGAGAUUCUAAAGACUCUGUGAGGGAGCAAGACCAGACUCUGCUGCUAAAGAUCAUGGAUCAAGCUGCUAAUCCACAGUAUGUAUGGGACAGAAUGCUCGGAGGCUUUAAACACAAGAAUUUCCGCACGAGAGAAGGCAUCUGUCUGUGCCUUAUUGCAACACUCAAUGCCUCUGGAGCACAUACUCUAACACUAAACAAGAUCGUGCCACAUAUAUGUAAUUUACUUGGAGAUCCAAACAGCCAGGUGCGAGAUGCAGCAAUAAACAGCUUAGUGGAAAUUUACAGACAUGUAGGAGAACCUGUGAGGACAGAUCUCAGUAAAAAAGGAUUGCCACAGUCCCGGUUGAGUGUCAUUUUUACAAAAUUUGAUGAGGUCCAAAAAUCUGGAAAUAUGGUACAAUCUACAAAUGAUAAAAAUUUUGAUGAUGAAGAUUCUGUGGAUGGUAAUAGACCUUCUUCUGCCAGUUCCACAUCAUCCAAGGCCCCAGCAAGCUCCCGGAGAAAGAUUGCAAUGGGGACCACCCGCCGGCUUGGAUCAUCCACUCUUGGAUCCAAGUCUUCAGCUGCAAAAGAGGGUGCUGGUGCUGUUGAUGAAGAGGACUUCAUUAAAGCAUUUGAUGAUGUACCCGUAGUGCAGAUUUACUCCAGCCGAGACCUUGAGGAAUCCAUCAACAAAAUUAGGGAAAUACUAUCUGAUGAUAAGCACGACUGGGAGCAGAGAGUAAAUGCUCUAAAAAAGAUUAGAUCUUUACUUUUGGCUGGUGCGGCUGAAUAUGAUAACUUCUUUCAACAUUUACGUCUUUUGGACGGAGCCUUUAAACUCUCUGCUAAGGAUCUGCGGUCUCAGGUAGUGCGGGAGACGUGUAUCACAUUGGGGCAUUUGUCAUCGGUUCUGGGGAAUAAGUUUGACCAUGGAGCUGAAGCCAUUAUGCCAACUAUCUUUAAUUUAAUUCCAAACAGUGCCAAAAUUAUGGCCACUUCUGGUGUUGUAGCUAUUAGGUUAAUCAUUCGGCACACACACAUCCCUAGGUUAAUACCUGUCAUAACAAGUAACUGUACCUCGAAGUCUGUCGCAGUUAGAAGGCGCUGUUUUGAAUUUUUAGAUUUGCUUUUACAAGAAUGGCAGACACAUUCACUGGAAAGACACAUAUCAGUAUUAGCAGAAACUAUAAAGAAAGGAAUACAUGAUGCUGAUUCUGAAGCAAGAAUAGAAGCCAGAAAAUGUUACUGGGGCUUCCACAGUCACUUCAGCAGAGAGGCAGAGCACUUGUACCACACCCUGGAGUCCUCGUACCAGAAAGCCCUGCAGUCCCACUUGAAGAACUCAGACAGCAUUGUGUCUCUGCCGCAGUCUGACCGCUCAUCUUCCAGCUCUCAAGAAAGUCUCAAUCGGCCACUUUCUGCCAAAAGAAGUCCUACUGGCAGUACCACAUCUAGAGCUUCUACAGUUAGCACCAAAUCUGUGUCCACAACUGGGUCCCUCCAGCGAUCUCGAAGUGAUAUUGAUGUGAACGCAGCAGCCAGUGCCAAAUCCAAAGUCUCCUCCACUUCAGGCGCCGUGCCCUUCAGCUCCGCAGCUGCUCUCCCUCCAGGGUCUUAUGCAUCUUUAGAAUCCAGACACAUGAGGGAAGACAUGGAGUACAUAGGCCUGGACUCAGGUCGGAUCCGUACAAGACGGCAGAACUCUGGGAGUACCACCAAUGUCGCCUCUAAUGCCACCGACAGUCGGGGUCGCAGUCGUGCUAAAGUUGUUUCUCAAUCUCAGCGAUCCAGAUCUGCUAAUCCUGCUGGUGCUGGCAGCCGGUCGAGUUCCCCAGGAAAAUUGUUGGGAAGUGGUUAUGGAGGUCUUGCUGGGGGUUCCUCAAGAGGCCCACCUGUGACACCAUCUUCAGAAAAACGCAGCAAGAUUCCCAGGAGUCAGGGAUGCAGCCGAGAAACAAGUCCAAACCGAAUAGGACCAGCACGGAGCAGCCGUAUCCCUCGACCCAGCAUGAGUCAGGGGUGCAGCCGCGAUACCAGCCGUGAGAGCAGCCGAGAUACAAGCCCUGCUCGGGGCUUUCCUCCACUUGACCGGUUUGGGCUGAGCCAGCCAGGACGAAUACCUGGUUCUGUGAAUGCCAUGCGGGUUCUGAGCACCAGCACAGACCUGGAAGCAGCUGUGGCAGACGCUUUGCUGUUAGGAGACGCCAGGAGCAAGAAGAAGCCUGUGCGGAGGAGAUACGAGCCAUAUGGGAUGUAUUCUGAUGACGAUGCCAACAGUGAUGCCUCAAGUGUCUGCUCUGAGCGCUCCUAUGGCUCCAGGAAUGGUGGCAUUCCCCAUUAUCUGCGGCAGACUGAGGAUGUCGCCGAAGUUCUCAACCACUGUGCAAGUUCAAACUGGUCCGAAAGGAAAGAAGGGCUUCUGGGCCUGCAGAACUUACUGAAGAGCCAAAGAACACUGAGUCGAGUAGAAUUGAAGAGAUUGUGUGAGAUCUUCACCCGAAUGUUUGCUGACCCUCAUAGCAAGAUUGCUGAUUCAGAAGCAGAAUGUGAGGAUAAAGAAGGAAAUUUGUUUCCAUCAGAAGGCUCUUGUCCAAGAGUGUUCAGUAUGUUUUUGGAGACACUUGUGGAUUUUAUCAUAAUUCAUAAGGAUGAUUUGCAAGACUGGCUUUUUGUUCUUCUCACACAAUUACUAAAGAAAAUGGGAGCGGAUUUACUUGGAUCUGUGCAAGCAAAAGUUCAGAAGGCUCUAGAUGUCACAAGGGACUCUUUCCCAUUCGAUCAACAAUUUAAUAUUUUGAUGAGAUUUAUUGUGGAUCAAACUCAGACUCCAAACCUAAAGGUCAAAGUUGCAAUUCUGAAGUACAUCGAGUCUUUGGCCAGGCAGAUGGAUCCAACUGAUUUUGUAAACUCAAGUGAGACAAGGCUUGCUGUUUCUAGAAUCAUAACAUGGACAACAGAACCAAAGAGUUCAGACGUGAGAAAGGCAGCACAGAUUGUGCUAAUCUCUCUGUUUGAAUUGAACACUCCUGAAUUUACUAUGUUACUUGGUGCCUUGCCAAAAACAUUUCAGGAUGGUGCCACCAAACUCCUGCAUAACCACCUCAAGAACUCUAGUAACACCAGUGUGGGAUCUCCAAGCAAUACGAUUGGCCGGACGCCCUCGCGACACCCCAGCAGCAGGACUAGCCCUCUGACCUCACCUACCAACUGUUCCCAUGGUGGUCUGUCUCCUAGCAUGCUGGACUAUGAUACAGAGAACCUAAACUCUGAAGAAAUAUAUAGUUCUCUACGUGGAGUUACAGAAGCCAUUGAAAAGUUUAGUUUCCGAAGCCAGGAAGAUCUGAAUGAGCCAAUUAAACGAGAUGGCAAAAAGGACUUUGAUAUUGUCUCUCGGGAUGGAGGAGCUGCAUCCCCAGCCACUGAGGGCCGGGGCAGCAAUGAAGUGGAAGGAGGCAGGACUGCCCUGGACAACAAGACCUCUCUCCUCAACACCCAACCCCCACGCGCCUUCCCAGGGCCACGAGCACGUGACUAUAACCCGUACCCCUACUCAGACACCAUCAACACCUACGACAAGACAGCCCUGAAAGAGGCCAUGUUUGAUGAUGACAUGGAACAGCUUCGGGAUGUGCCCAUUGACCAUUCUGACCUGGUGGCGGACCUGCUGAAAGAACUGUCCAACCACAACGAGCGGGUGGAGGAGCGGAAGGGUGCCCUGCUGGAGCUGCUCAAAAUCACACGGGAGGACAGCCUGGGCGUCUGGGAGGAGCACUUCAAGACCAUCCUGCUGCUGCUGCUGGAGACGCUCGGGGACAAAGAUCAUUCUAUUCGAGCCCUGGCACUGAGAGUUCUACGGGAAAUUCUGAGAAACCAGCCAGCAAGAUUCAAAAACUACGCGGAGCUAACGAUCAUGAAGACGCUGGAAGCCCACAAAGACUCCCACAAGGAGGUGGUGAGAGCUGCUGAGGAGGCUGCAUCCACACUGGCCAGUUCCAUCCACCCAGAGCAGUGCAUCAAAGUGCUCUGUCCCAUCAUCCAGACAGCCGACUACCCCAUCAACCUCGCCGCCAUCAAGAUGCAGACCAAAGUUGUGGAGAGGAUCGCCAAGGACUCCUUGCUGCAGCUCCUCGCCGACAUCAUCCCUGGCUUGCUGCAGGGUUAUGACAACACUGAAAGCAGUGUGCGUAAGGCCAGCGUGUUUUGCUUAGUGGCAAUUUAUUCCGUAAUCGGAGAAGAUCUGAAACCUCACCUCGCACAGCUCACGGGGAGCAAGAUGAAGCUGCUAAACUUAUACAUAAAGCGGGCCCAGACCACCAACAGCAACAGCAGCUCCUCCUCUGACGUGUCCACGCACAGCUAGUGGCAGCGCCUGUCUCUGCAGACCACUUUCGACCGGUGGUGCCCCGGAGACCCCCCAUCAGCUGCCCUGUCAGUACAAGGAGGCCCGCACAUAUUUAUUACAAUCAGUAUUUUGGUCCCUUCCAGCUUUUGUGUAGAAUCUUACUGGUAUUGAAUGUAACGGAAGCAAGGCCUAUAUCCAGUCUUCGUAGAAACAAAAGGAAUGAGAAACAAACAGAGCCAUAUUACAUGUCUCAUACCACCUCUGAGAUCACACAGCCGUGUGAGGGGCGGAGCUCUUUCCCCAAACCCACAGCUCUUUAGCCGUACGUGGUAGACAGUAGCAUUUUGUUUCAGUUAAUAACAGGUUUGGGGGUGGGGUCCCUUUUGUGUCCCUCAUUCUUAGCUUAUCUUCUUAGGAGCAUGGCCCAUGUGGGGCAGAGCCCACCCUUUUCCGAGCCAACACUGAGAAAGGUCAUGUGCCCUUAGUUUGUGUUUUGAGACCUAGCAAGCGUGGAGCUCAAAUCGCGGCAAGAAGAGGAGGAGAGCCUGAAGCUAGCCCAUCACAUUGCCCGUCCUGUAUGACUGGAGCUGCUUGCCCUGGCUCUCCGCACAGCCGGGAUUGCCCUUGUCUCCUCCCAGCCCCUCCAGCAGCUUCCUAGACAGCUCCCCACCCUGGAGCUGCUGUUCAAAAGAAUCUUUCAAGUUUAAGUCCAACCACAAAAGUAAGGUGAAUUACAGCAAGUCAGGGAUACCUAAAAAGGCCUUUUGUGGAGCACAGAAGGUGUCAGGGAAGUUUCCUGUCCAUUUCCCUGCAGAGAUCUUGGGGAAACACUGCUGUGAUGGGGAUUCUCCCAAGCUUCCAGGUUGGUGGUUCAAAACUGUGCCACCUUUUCUCAUCCCUCAAGCUUUGCCUGAGCUGUUCAUUUCUUAAAUGUGCUCACUUAAUCUGGCAGAUAGCGAUUUUACCAUUCCACCUUUGGCAUCCCCAUUUUCUUUGGGGGUGAAGAGCAGAGAAAGGUCUAGAGAGACCAGGUAUGAAAAUCUUUCUUUGAUGAUAAAGAUUGGCCCCAUGGCUUUCUGCAUGCUAGGCCAGCUCUCUACCCCUGAGCUGCACCCCAACCUUGGAAUCAUUACUUUUAAUUCUGUAAGCUUAAGGGAAAGGUAAUCAUGACGAGUGGCAGAUUGCAGAGUGGCAAGAUUUACAGUGCACUUUUAGAGUCUGUCACUUCCCUGGGAAACCUUUGUUUUAACCUCUUGUGGGUCUCAUUGCUCCAAAGGAAGUAACUAUAGAUCUGCAGUUGAAUCACAUUGUUUUGAGUAAAAUUCCUAAACCAAAUGGCAAUUCUCAAUGCAAUCAUGAAGACUUCUUUUGUUGCUAUUCUAUUUUAGAUUCUCUAAUUGAACCGAUUCUUCCAUAAGGAAAAAGCUGCCUUUGACAUUAAUUUUAGCAAGAUACAGGAUUGGCAGAAGCUGCUAGAACUGAAAGCAGGACCUGGGGCACCAUUCGUGUAGUUCUUAGCCUGAUUGCACUACCCCCUCUGACCUUGCAGAUUUGGCGGGGACCUUGUGAAAGGCAGAUGCUAUUAUUUAGAAAUAAGCACUAAAAAUGAAGGCCUCAGGUUCAGGGUGGGUUAUCUCACACAUCUAAAGUGCUCCACUGCUGCUGUUCAGGGAAAUUCAGGGGUACAUUUUAAGUGGCUGAAUAUUAUUGACUGACUAAGGCUCAAAACAUAGCAGGACCAGGCCUUACUUUCAGUGAUAAAUACUGUUUGUUUGUUUGUUUAUGUAUUAAUGGAAUUUCUCUUUCACACAAGAGUUCCAAAGUCUUGUGAUCUCCCUUGUGGUAAAAAUGUGCCUCCCAGCAGCAUAUUUAUGAAUUCUCUUACGCCUGGUGCAGUUAGAAAGACCCUUCCCUGGGACCCUUUGGCUCCCAGAAGGUCACCACGGUCCCGAGUACAGCUGGAAGGCUCUCAAACAUUGCUGAUGUCCUCUCAGUACUCACAAAGGGCUAGCCACGAAUGUCACUCGCCCCCUCCUCAAUCUCCUGACCAGAGAGAGACACAAUCACGUCACAGGUCUCUUGGCCUCAAUCUGCCAACUGCUGCCAGCCGCACCGAGUAGACUUGCAUGCCGCCACCACCUCACUGCAGGGCGGCUGCACCCACCACCGCCCUUGGGACGACAGCUGCUGCUGCCUUGCCGCGCCCCGCCACCUCCCUGCAGGGCUCCGUCCACGAGACACAUGAGCAGAGCAUCCAAGACUGCGUUUGCCUCCCCAUCUGACUGUCCAGAGCCUCAACGCCCCUGCCCCAUGCUGAGGGGCUGGCUCCUCCAACUUCCUGCUUCCCUGAGCUGCCACCUCCCCCGGGAGCUGGUCCUCACAGCGCGCUGGCUCCAGUGUCCUGUGCGCCACCACGGCCUGCCUUUUCUAUGCUCACCACUAGCUUUCCACACCCUGUACAGGUAAUGCGAUGAUGUCGUCUCAUACAUCUUUUUCUUUCCCUGCCACCCUUUAUUAUCAAGCAUAAUACAACACUUUAAAGGACAGCAUAUAAGAACUUUGUAGAACCCCACCAGGACUCUGCUAACAGCGUUUGGAAAUGAAAAAAGAAAUGCUCUGAAAAAUACCAGCCACCAAAACAGUUUUGUUGGCACUGUAUUCACAGGCAUGGUCCCCACCCCACCCCCCAGGUUGGGUGGUUUUUUGUUUUGUUUUUUGGGGGUUUUUUUUGGGCUUUUUCAUGUUACAUCCAUAUCUGUAUUUAUAUCUUAUUUGUUUCACUUUCAAGUGUAUCAUGGCAAAUGUACAGAUUUUUUUUGUUAAUAAUGUGCUAGGAUUUGCUAAAAAAGAAAACAAAACAAAAAAAAACCCCUUUUGAGUUUGCCCUAGAAUAAAUGAAACCUACUUCAGUCUCCUGCA
Messenger RNA from Chinchilla lanigera (long-tailed chinchilla), 8277 nucleotides. RefSeq names its product cytoplasmic linker associated protein 1 (gene Clasp1). The coding region runs from base 733 to 5376 and encodes 1547 amino acids. The transcript is spliced from 42 exons. Gene Ontology annotation, cellular component: spindle microtubule; microtubule organizing center; mitotic spindle. Gene Ontology annotation, biological process: mitotic spindle assembly. Gene Ontology annotation, molecular function: kinetochore binding; microtubule binding. Lineage: Eukaryota; Metazoa; Chordata; Mammalia; Rodentia; Chinchillidae. The record is from RefSeq and is a predicted model, not a curated record.